Molecule: messenger RNA, 336 nt
Organism: Rotaria sp. Silwood2
Lineage: Eukaryota; Metazoa; Rotifera; Eurotatoria; Philodinida; Philodinidae
Source: the annotation of a GenBank genome assembly
AUGUCAUUAGUACAAGUAAAAUCCCAAUUCUGCAAUGGAAUAUCUCAAUAUGGUCGAUGUUCACCAAAUAGUGCGUGUGCCUGCUAUCAUAUAGCGAGUGGUCUUGAUAUUGGUAUCUGUGUUGAUGCAUUCGUCGAUUGUUCUGAUCUAACUGAAUGUGGAGACUUAGACAACACUUGUUACGAAUCUAAUCAUAGAUGUGUUCAUCAUCCUCGUUGUCAUAAUCGUCCUGUUUGCUAUCCAGUACCGAGUUUCAAUCAGCAGCUCUGUCCACCAAUGCCGAGUAAGAAGAUGGACAGUGAUCUAGGCGCUAGAGUGAAAAACGAAUCACUUUAA